Molecule: messenger RNA, 1459 nt
Organism: Phoenix dactylifera (date palm)
Lineage: Eukaryota; Viridiplantae; Streptophyta; Magnoliopsida; Arecales; Arecaceae
Product: NAC domain-containing protein 92-like
Biological process (GO): regulation of DNA-templated transcription
Molecular function (GO): DNA binding
Source: RefSeq, a predicted model, not a curated record
UUUUUCUUAACGAUUUCUUUCAAUCACUUGAAGGCUAGGGGCUCCCCAUCUCCAAGUACUCUCCCUCACCACCUUGUGUCCUAAGAGUACUUUAUUCAAUUUUCUUAUGCGUUAUUAGAGCACAUCGCAAGCAAUGGAACAAAGAGCUGUAGAUGUUCGGGAGGGGCAGGAACACAUGGACUUGCCACCUGGUUUCCGGUUCCACCCCACCGACGAGGAGCUCAUCACUCACUACCUCUCCAAGAAGGUUAUGGAUGCCAACUUCAAUGCAAGAGCCAUCGGAGAGGUCGACUUGAACAAGUGGGAACCAUGGGAUUUGCCUUGGAGAGCAAAAAUGGGAGAGAAGGAGUGGUACUUCUUCUGCGUGAGGGACAGGAAGUACCCAACUGGUUUGAGAACCAACAGGGCGACUGAGGCUGGCUACUGGAAAGCCACAGGGAAAGACAAGGAGAUCUACAGAGGGAAGAGCCUUGUUGGGAUGAAGAAGACCCUUGUCUUCUAUAGAGGCAGGGCUCCAAAGGGGGAGAAGUCCAAUUGGGUCAUGCAUGAAUACAGACUGGAGGGGAAGUACUCUGUCUACAACCUCCCCAAAACAGCAAAGAAUGAGUGGGUGAUAUGCAGGGUGUUCCACAAGAUUUCAAGUGGGAAGAAAGCCAUGGGGCUGGUGAGAGUGGGAUCAUCCUUCGUAGAUGAAUUGGGCUCGUCUCUUCUGCCACCAUUGAUGGAUGCUCCCUUCACCAGCAUGAACACCUCAUCGGCAUCAGACCUGGCUCACGUGACCUGCUUCUCCAGCGCAAUGGAGGGCCCAAAAGUCCAUGAAGAGCUGCUAGCGGAGUACCUCAACUCCCCUUUUCUCUCUGCCUCGGCCAACCCUUCAGAGGUGCCGCCACCCUCACUGCUUCUCGCCAAGAUGUCGCUGCCAAGCUCAUCGCACGCUCGCCAAGGGGCUUCGAACUUGGGAGGCAUGCAGUAUUCCGGUGGCAGUUUGGUGCAGUUGCUGGCGAGCGAUGGGUAUGGCCUGAAACAGAGCUUCAAGGCAGAGAGGGAGAUGCUAAGUGUUUCACAGGAAACAGGGCUCACCACUGACAUGAACCCUGAGAUCUCUUCAGUUGUGUCUAACAAUGACAUGGGAAGGCAGUCUUUUGAUAGACGAGAAGUCCCAUCUACUUCAGCUGGGCCUCUACUCAUUAACGAGUCUCUCUGGAACUACUGAAUUUAGUUUAGAAGGAAGCGCGCAGACAGAGUUAGAGAUAGAGAGAAAGAGAGAGAGAGAGUUCUAGUAUUGGCUUGUUUGUUUUGUUUAUAAAUCAGAUCGCUUGUGUAUACAUUUUCUGAACCUCCAAUAAGAUGAUUGUAAGAGGAUUGUAGUGUUUGAAGAUGAUUUCUUGGAAUUUUCGUCUUUUAGAUACAGAUUUGCAUUGUUCUCUCUACUUUUUCAUGAAAAAAUUAUGAUUUGAAA